Messenger RNA from Lodderomyces elongisporus, 2766 nucleotides. RefSeq names its product OPT superfamily (gene OPT2). Gene Ontology annotation, molecular function: oligopeptide transmembrane transporter activity. The record is from RefSeq and is a predicted model, not a curated record. The coding region runs from base 1 to 2766 and encodes 921 amino acids. Gene Ontology annotation, biological process: transmembrane transport. The transcript has a single exon. Lineage: Eukaryota; Fungi; Ascomycota; Pichiomycetes; Serinales; Debaryomycetaceae. Gene Ontology annotation, cellular component: plasma membrane.
AUGAGUGAAAAGAACCAAGCAAACGUUACAUCACUUGCAAGUGUAGGAAGUCACUUGUCAGUCGCUGAUCAUGAAGUUAAUCUUGAUGCUGUUUUUUCGAAUCCAUUAUCAAUCGGGGAGGUUGGUACUACUUUGAGUAAUGCUCAAAAGGAAUUUGUAUUGAAGAGAUUGCAUUUCGAUGUAUUGGACUCUUUUACCGAGUUGCCUCCACAAUGUACAUUUAUCUUUGAAAAAAUUGAACAAAUGUCUACAGAAGAAGCUGUCCAGAUUUUGAAAGAUGCUAUUGAAGAGCACGACCAUGACGUGAAUAUUCCUCAUCAGGAUUUUGAACUUUGGAAAGAGUUGGUUGCUGCCGAAGGUUCACAUGGGAAUCAUUCAUUACCGGAGUUUAGAUCUGGAUCUGGUGCUGGAUCUGGAUCGAGAUCUGGAUCAGUUGAUUUUGACGAGAAAGGACAUCCGGUGAAAGUUUCUGCAUUUUCCAAGACCAGUGAUGAGUUUUCCAGUGAUGGUGAGCAUGCUAUUUAUGAUUGGGAUUUACAAGUUAGAUUAGAGGCGGUGUUGAUUGCUUACUGGUCGCCAUACCCUGAGGUCAGAUCUGUUACUGAUCCUUUUGAUGACCCAACUGUUUAUUGUGAAACCAUUCGUGUUUACAUUCUUGGAAUUGUUUGGACCGCUAUUGGUGCAGUUAUUAACCAGUUCUUUACAGAACGUCAACCAAGUAUCUCCCUUGCCAUGAGCUGUGUUCAAGUGUUUCUUUACCCAUGUGGAGUGUUGUUGGAAUGGAUUUUGCCCAAAUGGAAAUUCAAGAUUUGGAAAUUGAAUGUCGACUUGAACCCAGGACCAUAUAACUAUAAAGAGCAAAUGCUUGCUACUAUUUUCUGUUCCGUCACUGGAGGUUCCACAUCGUAUGUGUCGUACAACAUUUUGAUGCAAAAGUCAGAGUUGUUUUAUGGCAACAAGUGGGCUGAUUUUGGUUACCAGGUUUUGUUGAUUCUCUCCACCAAUUUUAUGGGUAUUGGUCUUUCGGGUAUCAUGAGAAGGUUUGCUGUGUAUCCUGUGGCUGCUGUUUGGCCAAGUAUUCUUCCAACAAUCAAAUUGUCGAGAGCAUUAACUACACCAUCUACAAAGGAGAAGAUUAAUGGAUGGUCUAUUUCCGGUUACAAAUUCUUUUUUAUUGUAUUUGCAGCCUCGUUCCUUUGGUUCUGGGUUCCAGAUUACCUUUUUGUUGCCCUUUCUCAAUUCAACUGGAUGACCUGGAUUAAACCAGAUAAUCUUAACUUGGCAGUAGUUACAGGUUCUUUUGGUGGUUUGGGAUUGAAUCCAAUUACCUCAUUUGAUUGGAAUAUCAUCAACUAUAAUGCGCCAUUAAAUUAUCCAUUUUACAAUCAAACAAACAUGAUCACUGGUAUGUUUAUUGGAUUCUUUUGUAUUCUUGGUGUUUGGUACAGCAAUUACAAGUGGACAGGUUAUCUCCCAAUUAACUCGAAUGGUUUGUUUACAAAUACUGGUGAGCCUUACUCUGUGAGGGCAGUUGUUAAUGAAAAUAGUCUUUUUGAUAAUGCAAAGUAUCAAGAAGUUGGCCCACCAUUUUAUACGGCUGCCAAUUUGGUGGUUUAUGGUGCUUUCUUUGCACUUUACCCUUUCCAUUUUGUUUAUGAAUUUGGAAUGCAUUCCAAGCAAAUGAUUCGUGCUUUCAAAUCCAUGUUGUCUUUAUUCAAGAAUUGGAGAUCCUCUACCUAUGAAGGCUUCAAUGACCCACAUAGUGUUAUGAUGAGAGCCUACCCCGAAGUGUCUGAGAUUGCAUACUUAGUGGUGUUGAUCAUUUCGAUUGUGUUUGCAAUAUUGUGUGUCAAGUUGUAUCCAGCAGAGACACCUGUUUGGGGUAUUUUCUUUGCCUUGGGAAUCAAUUUUGUGUUUUUGAUUCCAUUAACCACCGUUUAUGCUAGAACUGGAUUUUCAUUUGGUUUGAAUGUGUUGGUUGAGUUGAUUGUUGGUUAUGCUAUUCCAGGUAAUGGUCUUGCUCUUGCCUUUAUUAAGGCUUUGGGUUACAACAUUGAUGGCCAAGCUGAGAAUUUCAUCAAUGAUUUAAAGCAAGGUUUCUACGCCAAGCUUCCACCAAGAGCUACAUUUAGAGUUCAAAUCUUGGGUAUUUUCAUUGCCUCGUUUAUCCAAUUGGCUAUCUUGAACUUCCAAAUUACUGGAAUCAAAGAUUACUGCUACCCAGAUAAUAAGCAGAAAUUCACCUGUGCUUCCACGAGAACUUUCUAUAGUGCUUCAGUGCUUUGGGGUGUUAUUGGUCCAAAGAAGGUGUUUGACCAUUUGUAUCCAAUCUUGAGAUGGUGUUUCCUUAUUGGCUUUUUACUUGCCUUCCCAUGUAUUGCUUUGAAAAAGUAUGGUCCAGAGAAGUAUCUUAGAACAUUUGAGCCAAGUAUCAUCAUUGGUGGUAUGCUUGGAUUUGCUCCUUACAACUUGUCUUACUAUCUUCCAGGAGUUUACGUGUCCUAUGCGUUUAUGUACUACAUCAAGAGAAAGUAUGAGGCUUGGUGGCAAAAAUACAACUACCUUCUUUCAACAGGUUUGACAGCUGGUGUUGCAUUCUCAUCAAUUAUUAUUUUCUUUGCCCUUCAAUAUCAUGAGAAGGAUCUUCUCUGGUGGGGAAACAAUGUGCCAUACGAAGGUUAUGAUGCCAAUAUGGUUGGUAGAUUGAAUGCAACCUUGCAGGCACCAGACGGAUACUUUGGACCAAGAAUAGGCCAUUUCCCUUAG